This is a messenger RNA of Ustilaginoidea virens, 348 nucleotides long. RefSeq lists its product as uncharacterized. The transcript has a single exon. The record is from RefSeq and is a predicted model, not a curated record. Lineage: Eukaryota; Fungi; Ascomycota; Sordariomycetes; Hypocreales; Clavicipitaceae. The coding region runs from base 1 to 348 and encodes 115 amino acids.
AUGCCCCGCUCUGCUCCGCAUCCCGGGGCGCUGAUUGGCCGUGCCGCCGGAGCCUCAUCCGUGGUGGGUCCAGCCUCUGUCAUUCGCCACGCGGAGCUUCCGCCGGCGGCGAGUGACGCGCCGCCUGGCUGUGCCGCACGCCGAAUCCAGCGGACUUCCCUUUACUGUCGUGGACUGAAGCCCACAAGCCACAGCACCGAACCUGCACCUUCGUUCUCGCUCGAGCUUUGGGACGACGUGGGCCUAUUUCAGCUCGGCGAAUGCCAGCGCCCGUUGGCCGUCGGCCUGCUUGUCCGAUGGCGCAGCAGGCGAGCAGCUGGCUUGUUGGACGAAGGGAAGGACGCCUAG